GGCAAAUGCCUUCUUUUAUUUGUUCAAUCCUUUGGAAUACCACCAAUACUCGGAGCUUAUGGAUCAGUCAGGGACAACAUGUGGUGGCCUAAGCAUCCCUGUACUCACCCCUCCACCCACCGAAGCUGCCCCACCUCAGAGGCUUGGUCUUGGUAGUCGCCCCGCGUUGGUUGCCUGACAUUCAUUCACCACCAUAUCAGUUCCUCUGUUGGUGCCUCACAGGAAAACAAAUGGAACAUCUCUUUCAGCAUCGCCGCACGGAUACACCGCCAGUUCUCCUUCCUACUUUAGCUCGAUCUUCACGCUACAUGGCAGACAGACUUUCUGACACCGAGGCCCCCUCGGCGAGAACAGCCUCGCGUCUUUUGGACCAACUCGAGUCGCCCCUGUUUGGCAAGCUACCUGCCGAGUUGCGAGCUGUCAUCUAUACCGAGAUCUUUGGCGGUCAACGCAUCCAUCUAAAUUUCACAACUCACCCCAUUCGCGCUGACAGGGUAGGUCUCAGGAAGCGCUGGCGCCACGCCAUCUGUGAGCAGCCAGUUGCUGGCCCCUUCAGCGAGGUUACAUCACGCCAGCAUCACUGCUUUCUGGCCAGUCGCCGACGAGUGCUGGAUAUCAACCUUCUCUUCACUUGCCAGCGAGUAUUUGAAGAAGGGAUUCCCAUACUGUAUCAGUCCAAUACCUUUCACAUCGUCAACAUUGGCACCGAGAGGCUUCCCUCAGAUGAUCUGCGGAGCCUUCAAGUAAAAAUACCUAAGAAUUGGGGGCUCAUCAGAUCCUUGGAGUUCAAAUGGGAAGUGAACAUCUUUGAUCGGAACCACCCCAGGUUUGUUCCGCAUCAUUGGGGGCGUGAUGGCUACGAAGCAUUCUGGGACGGUCUCGCCGAUAUGCCGUUGCUGUCUCAGCUGCGUAUUUCCAUCAUCAUGCCACAAAUCCUCAUGCUCGCGUCGCCUGAGGAGCUUCGAAAGCUUUAUUUUGAGCCUAUAACGCGCCUCAAGCAUUUACGGAUAUGUGAAGUGAUCCUACCGAGAUCGUACAGCUCGCAUUUUGGCAUGAGCCCGGAGGAUCAGCGCCUUCCUAUUGAUGGAGAUGGCGAUUACCGCAUCAGCUGGGCCACUGUUGAUGAUGGACGUCCACUGGCUGCUGCAGCUGCCAACCCUGCGUCCAUUCAACUCCUGCGAACAGCUACUUCCCACACACUGUCAGCGCCUCCAGGCUGGUCAUGA
Podospora pseudocomata is the source of this 1226-nucleotide messenger RNA. RefSeq lists its product as uncharacterized. The transcript is spliced from 2 exons. The record is from RefSeq and is a predicted model, not a curated record. The coding region runs from base 231 to 1226 and encodes 331 amino acids. NCBI's taxonomy places the organism in Eukaryota, Fungi, Ascomycota, Sordariomycetes, Sordariales, Podosporaceae.